GUAAUUUUUGUCGCUAAGAAAAAACGAAACCGCAAGAAACUUUUUAAUUUAAUAUAUAAAAUUAUAUAAUUAAAACGAUUUAUUAAGGCUAUAAGAUAAAUGUAAAAAUGGGAUGCGCAAGUAGUUCACCAUUUAUUUCAACUGCUGGUAAUGGUGCAUUAAAAACUGCUAAUGACGCAGCUAGUAAAAUGAUACAUAGUGGUGAAGAAACGCUAACAGAAAUAAAAGACACAAUUGGUGAAAAAGCAAAUCAUGUAAAAGAAGCUAUUGUUGGUGCUGCACAAAAUGUUGGACAUGAAAUUGAAAAUGCUUUUCAUGGUACUAAAAAAGAAAUUAAAGAUACUGAAAAUAAAGUUGAAGAAAAAAUUGAUAAAAUUACUGAAAAUUUAACUACAAAAGAGGAACCAAAAGAAUCAACCGAUUUUAAAAUAAUACCAUUAAAAGAUCCAAAUGAAAAAUUGGUUGAUGAAACAUUAGAUGAAAUCGCAAGUACAUUUGAUGAAACAACAGCUGAAAUUAAAGAUAAUUCAGAGAAUUUAAUGAAAAAUUUAAUUAAAGAUACAAAAAAUGAAAUUGAUAGUGGUAUAGAUAAUGUUAAAGAAAAUAUUGAUAAUAUUGAAAAUAUUAUAACAAAUAGUGAUAAUACAGAUAUGCAAUCGAUUGAUAGCCUUAAAACAUCAUCACCAGAUCCAGAAAUUGAAAAAAUUUUAUCAAAUGAUAAAGAAAAUAAUAAUCCACCAACACCAGUACCAACAUUAUCUGAAUUAGAAAAAUUACACUUAAUGGGUAAAAAUACAAUAACAAAUAUUGAAAAUGAAUUUGAUGAAAAUAAAGAGAAAUUAAAUAAGAUGACAUCGAGUACAAUUAAUAAAAUUGAUGAUGAAUUAAAUGAUGGUAAAGAGAAAUUAAAUAAAAUGGGCUCGAAUGCAAUUCAUAAUAUUGAAAAUGAAUUAGAUGAUAUUAAAGAUAAAUUUAAUGUAAUGGGUACAAAAACAUUUAAUACAAUUGAAAAUGAAAUCACUGAUAUUAAAGAAAAUUCAAAAAAGAAUUUAUCAUCAGCUGUUGAAUCAAUAGAAAAAGAAAUAAAUGCAGCAAUUACAAAUACUUGAAUAUAAAAUCGAACAAAAAGAAAAAUUAUUUAAAUUAAAUGAAAACAAAAUUAUUGUUAAUUACUAAAAACGCGACAAACAAAAAAAAAAUUAACUUCAGAAAGCCAAAUAAACAACAAGAAAAUACAACAAAUUUUAUAUACAAACAUCUAAAAACAAAUAUAUACAUAAAUACAUACAAACAAUAUCAAUCAAUUAUAAAUUGGAAGAUUAAACUUAAGUUGAAAAGUAAGAGAAUUAAUUAAAGAGGCUCGGAUUAUUUAUUUACAAUUUCAAUUAAAAAAAAAAGGAAACUGUUGAAAAUGUGCGAGGAAAAUGUUGAUUGCAUUCAUAUGAUAUCGUUCGUCGACAAGCGGAAACGGAUUUUCUUUAGCCUUUAAAAAUAUUUUUUAUACUGAAUUUAAAAAUUAACUUACAAAAAAUUUAUUAUAAUUUUUCAUUUAAAUUUAAGAAUAAUAUUAAUUUCAAUUUUUUGACGCUUCGAAUUUUUUACUCUGGAUAAUAAUUUAGUGGAAAGGAUUCAUAAAAAAAACAAACUGAUUCUACUAUAAUUCUACCUUAAUCAAAUUGCAAUAAGUCAGAAAUGUCGGAACUUUAAAUAGACAAACUUAUCAAUGUUAUCAUAAAUGAAAUUUCAUAAUAUGUAUAAGAUUAAUUUUUUAAUAUUUCUAAUUAAUUUGGUUAUAAGUUACCUGAUUCGUUUGUAUAAUGGAAAAUAAAUCUGUAAAUAUGGGACGACUAAUAAAUAAUCGCCCAAUUAAGAAAUUUUUUCGUAUUUAAGUAAAAGAAGCAAUAGUAUGAACUACUUCUAUAAAGAAUAUAAAAUUGACUGUGGGAGCACGAAAUUGAAUUGGAAUUGAAACAAAUAAUAAAAUGAUAAAAUUAAAAGCUCAAUUUUAAAUAUAUAACUUAAAAAACUUACAAAUUUAUAAUAUGAAUAUACAAUUAAUUUUAAUUUUAUUUUAUAAUUAAUAAUAGUACGUAUAUAAUUGCAAUAUUAAGAACUUCUGUAUUAUA
Messenger RNA from Condylostylus longicornis, 2126 nucleotides. RefSeq lists its product as uncharacterized. The coding region runs from base 108 to 1109 and encodes 333 amino acids. The transcript has 2 exons. The record is from RefSeq and is a predicted model, not a curated record. Lineage: Eukaryota; Metazoa; Arthropoda; Insecta; Diptera; Dolichopodidae.